ACUGAUAAGCAUGAGGUUGAAACAUUUCACGUGUACGUGCAAUUAAAUAAACUUUAUCUACCAGCUCCUGGGUUACUAUUUUAUCUUCUAACCAUUUGUGAAUCAUUGAUCAAUGGAAACAUUGCUGCAUUUUCUCAAUCCAUUCCUCUUUCAUCUGGUCGCUUUGAAACAUGUUUGUGAAAGAAAUCAUCGACGCGUUCAACGUCUUUGAUACCAACAAAGACGGCAGGAUCUCCUUGACCGAAUUUCGAAAUGUUAUCGCUGAGUGGGAAGCAGAUCCUGACCACAAGCAUGGCAAAGGAUUCAACAUCAAGUCUGAGCUCGAGGCCGUUCUCAAAAAGUGCACUACAGAUCCAUCUGGAUCUAUUGAUUUGAACGAGUUCCGCAAUCUCUGGGAGUAUUUAAGAGCCCAGAUUGAAGACGAAGAAAUUCAAGAGAUUCUCGACGAGUUCCGACGCUACGACAAAGACAACGAUGGUUCAAUCACCCGCUCUGAAAUGGAGGCAACCAUUCAAGCAUGCUCAAGUAUUAGAGGAGCAAAGAGCGAGGAGGCUCGUAAAUGCCUCAAUGAGUUGGAUAUGGACGGCAAUGGCAGAAUUAGCUUUCCUGAGUUUCUGAUCGCCUACAAGUUCAAAGCAUAAAAUGGGACACUUACGAGGAAGACAUUAAUAUCAUCAUGUAUUGAUAUGAUUUCCAAUAGAAGCGUUGCCGUAGGCAUGAAUAAAAGUGAAUUUAACCAGGUUAGAA
This is a messenger RNA of Tigriopus californicus, 747 nucleotides long. RefSeq lists its product as uncharacterized. Lineage: Eukaryota; Metazoa; Arthropoda; Copepoda; Harpacticoida; Harpacticidae. Gene Ontology annotation, molecular function: calcium ion binding. Bases 171 to 641 code for a protein of 156 amino acids. The record is from RefSeq and is a predicted model, not a curated record. The transcript is spliced from 2 exons.